CUCAGCUCGUCCGUCCUCAAUUCGUCACCCUUCCACUCGACAGCGCCAGACAAUGGCGCCCAAACAGCGGUUGCCAUUCCGCCGCCGCCGCCUGUUUCUGCUCCUCGCCGCGGCCGCCCUCGCGUGCUCGUUGCUCGCGGGCGCCGCCGCGGCGAGCGUGGUCGAGACGCUCGGCGUCCGGCGGCACGGCAGCCCGAAGCACAACACCACGCGGCAGCACGGAGGCGGCGGCCGCGGCUCCGCCUGGAGCGGGCUGGCGUCGUGCAACAUGUUCCAGGGCAGCUGGGUGUACGACGACUCGCUGCCGAUGUACGACACGGCGGGCUGCCCCUUCGUGGAGGCGGAGUUCGACUGCCAGAAGUACGGCCGCCCCGACAAGCUCUACCUCAAAUACCGGUGGCGCCCCACCUCCUGCGAGCUCCCGAGGUUCAACGGGCUAGAUUUCCUUAGCAAAUGGAGGGGGAAGAAGAUACUGUUCGUGGGGGACUCCAUCAGCCUGAACCAGUGGGAGUCGCUGGCGUGCAUGCUGCACGCGGCCGCGCCGUCCUCCAGGACCACCUACAGCAGGGGCACCCCGCUCUCCACCGUCACUUUCCAGGACUACGGGGUGUCGGUGGCGUACUACCGGAGCACCUACCUGGUGGACAUCGUCGACGAGUCCAUCGGCCGCGUGCUGAAGCUCGGCUCCAUCUCCGGCGACCCGUGGCUCGGCGCCGACAUGCUCAUCUUCAACACCUGGCACUGGUGGACCCACACCGGCAGAGACCAGCCGUGGGACUAUGUGCAAGAUGGCGGCCAGGUGAUGAAGGACAUGGACCGUCUCACGGCCUUCUCCAAGGGGAUGUCUACAUGGGCCAGAUGGGUCGACUCGAACGUGGACACAUCCAAGACCAGGGUCUACUUCCAGGGCAUCUCUCCGACCCACUACAACGGAGCGGACUGGGGGGAAGGGUCGAGGAGCUGCGCGCAGCAGACGCAGCCGGUGGCGGGGUCGACGUACCCGGCGGGGCCGUUGCCGGCGCAGAGCGCGGUGAGGAGCGCGCUCGCCGGCAUGUCGAAGCCGGUGUUCCUGCUCGACAUCACGCUCCUGUCGCAGCUGAGGAGGGACGGGCACCCUGCGGGGUACAGCGGCGGCCACCCGGGCAACGACUGCAGCCACUGGUGCCUCGCCGGCGUGCCGGACGCGUGGAACCAGAUCCUCUACGCCUCGCUCCUUGCAUAGGGGAAAGAAUGGGAUGGGGAUAUGUCGAUCCGAUUGGAUUGUUAUUUAUAGGCCGUUUUGUUGCUGUUCUCUCAUGAUUUGUUGGUUGAUUGUAUGUUUCAAUUGGUGAUUCCAUUGGUGGUCAACUGAUAUAUAUGGGUGAUCAAUCAGAUGAUACAUUUUCCUUGUCUUCUGAGAAGUUGGGAGUAAUGACAAGGUAGACAGCAAGGAUUAAUUGGAUAUAAUCAUACAAGUCCUCGUCCAAAAACGCUUAGGAUGAUUAUUUCUACAAUCAUUUUUCUAAUCCAAUCCGCUU
Messenger RNA from Oryza brachyantha (malo sina), 1517 nucleotides. Its product is annotated as protein trichome birefringence-like 38. Gene Ontology annotation, cellular component: Golgi apparatus. The record is from RefSeq and is a predicted model, not a curated record. Gene Ontology annotation, molecular function: O-acetyltransferase activity. NCBI's taxonomy places the organism in Eukaryota, Viridiplantae, Streptophyta, Magnoliopsida, Poales, Poaceae. The transcript is spliced from 5 exons. Bases 53 to 1222 code for a protein of 389 amino acids.